Messenger RNA from Dovyalis caffra, 2232 nucleotides. The record is from the annotation of a GenBank genome assembly. NCBI's taxonomy places the organism in Eukaryota, Viridiplantae, Streptophyta, Magnoliopsida, Malpighiales, Salicaceae.
AUGGGGCGCAAUUUAUCCCAAUCUCCAGUCAGGGAUAGACAUAGAAGCUCUCAUAGAGGUAGAGAUAGAGAUGCUUCUCCAGUAAGAGAGAAGCAACGGUCAAGCCGCAAUAACAAUAAAUCUCCGAGGAAGCGGGAGAUGUCUCGUUCUCCAUCUCCUCUUCCUCCUCCUCCUCCUCCAGCAAGACACAGGAGCUCUCAAAAGGACCGGUCUCCGGUGGAAAAAGAGAGAAAUUCAUAUCGCCCGAGGUCUCUUUCUCCAAGGACUAAAAGAUUAAGGAGAGCCCAAGAUGAGAAAGAGGGUGAAAAAACGAGGGAUGGAGAGAUUGAGAGGAAUCAUGAGAAGAAGGGAAGCGAGAAGGGUGGCACGCGAAGGGGAAGAGAGGGUGACAGAGAAGAUUAUGAAAGGAAUCAUGGAAAGGGAAGCGAUAGGGGUUCGCGAAGGGAGAGGGAGGGUGAGAGAGAAGUGGAGAGGAAUCACAGAGAAAGAGGAGAGAGCGAAGUUGGGAAGGAGAAAAGGUCAGGGAGGGAUGAGAUUGAAGGAAAGUCUUCUUCCAGAGGAAGGCGUGGGGGACGGUCUACUUCACCAUUGGAAUCAGACCGUCGCAACAGGAGCAAACAAAGGUCUCGAUCGCCGCCGUCUCAUUCAGAUAGAGACCGCAAUGAGGGGUUCCUUGCUUACGUGUGCAGGAACGAUGAUGAUGACAAUUAUGAUGAUUCUGUGGCUAAGAUGAAGGCUGCAGAGGAGGCUUUGGAAGCCAAGAAGAAGCAACAACCUUCUUUUGAGCUAUCUGGAAAGCUCGCUGCCGAAACCAAUAGAGUCAGAGGCGUUACAUUGCUGUUCACCGAGCCCCCAGAUGCUAAGAAACCUAAUGUAAGAUGGCGACUUUAUGUUUUUAAGGGUGGCGAGGCUCUGAAUGAAGCUGCUAGGACAUGCAUCUUGUCCAAACAGUGGCUUGACAUUUGGCGCAAUGCAAUGAACAUUGAUUUCAAUGAGAACUUUUUUGUUAAACAUCAUGAACCUGAAGAGAAUCGAAAAGUUCAACGAGAAGCUUUCAUCAACUUUGCUCGGCAGUUUAUUGCAAACUAUUCGGAAGAGUUUGUCAAAACACUUGCACUCAAAUGUUCAAAGCCAGGGGAUUUCCUUGAUGAUAUGCAAAACAUUAUCAUGUUUGCAAUUUCUUGUAAUGUGAAAAAAUUACGGCUAGAUUUCUCAGAUCCUACAUGGAGAGAGGAGGAAACUGAGAAUCACGAAGCAGUAUUUGAUUUGCCUUUGCAAGCUUAUGAAUCUGGCCAGGCUCUUGAGUCCUUGAGUUUGUUUUCCUGCAGUUUUGAUGCGUCUAAGUUCACUAAUUUUAGUGCAAUAAAGAGUCUUUCUCUGGGAUGGAUUAGAAUAAGCAUGGGAUCUAUUUUGGCUAUAUUGAAGAGUUGUCCAUUGUUAGAGAGUUUGAGUCUAAAGAAAUGUUGGGACUUAGAAUACUUUGAUGUAUCUAUACCAGAUCUGAGGCUACAAAGUUUGGUCCUUGACAAGUGCGAUUUUGGGGAUGAUUGGUUGUCAAUUGAGGGGCCAAAAUUUCAUUACUUUGAGUACUCAGGAAAAUUGGGUCAAUUUCACUUGGAGAAUCAAAGUGCUCUUGUAGAGGCUAAACUUGAUUUUGGGAUGCAGACUGAAUUUGAAGAAGUUGGCGUAUAUCUUUAUGAUCUCUUACAGGAGCUUUUUGCUGCUACAACUUUGACUGUCUGCAGUGUCUUCUUACAGAUUAUUCCUAGUGGAGACGAGCCAAUGGCUUUGCAAGCUCCACUUAAUGUCCGUAAUCUGAUCCUGAAAAUAGCACUGCACAGUAAUGAAUAUUGGGGUAUCAGGUUCAUGAUAAGGAGCUGUCCUUAUCUAGAGACUCUUACCAUAGACAUUGGCCCUGCAAGAAUUUUCGCAGAUUACCAACCUCCCUAUCCAUUCAUCCCUGAGGAAUUUUGGUCAAAGAACUUGCAUAUUGAAACUUGUGUCGUCAGCUCUCUUAGGGUGGUGAAUGUGAAGGGAUUCAAAGGCACAAUAAAUGAACUAUAUGUGCUGAGAUACUUCCUCCACUUCGGCCGUGUAAUGGAGGAGCUUAAUCUUUAUGUCCCCAAUGAACCUGGCGAAAACGGCGAAAAUAGGGAGUUCUAUAUGGGACAAGCACAGCGAGUUUUGGAAUUUCACAAGGCAUCUCGGAAUUUAAGUAUAUCAGUCUUGUAA